This is a messenger RNA of Hipposideros armiger (great roundleaf bat), 3847 nucleotides long. It is a transcript of the gene TSTD2, whose product is annotated as thiosulfate sulfurtransferase like domain containing 2. Bases 187 to 1773 code for a protein of 528 amino acids. The record is from RefSeq and is a predicted model, not a curated record. The transcript has 10 exons. NCBI's taxonomy places the organism in Eukaryota, Metazoa, Chordata, Mammalia, Chiroptera, Hipposideridae.
GAGCGAGGUGACGUAUCGAGCGUUCCUUCCUACGUAAACGCAAGGCAGGGGUGGCGGUUCGAGGGUGGUGAAUAGUGUUACUUGCUAGGCGGAGAAGGUUCAAGGAAGAAAGAUCUAAGAAGGGAUCGGGACUGGCGGGAGAUAGUUAACUGAAAAGAAUCUGCUCCACUGUUGCAACCAGACCAGAUGCCUUCUUCCACUUCACCAGACCAAGGAGAGGACCUGGAGACCUGUGUUUUAAGAUUUUCAGACCUGGAUUUGAAAGACACAAGUCUCGUCAAUCCCAGUAGCAGUCUCAAAGCAGAGCUAGAUGUCAAUAUAAAGAAGAAAUACUCAUUCGCAAAGAAAAAGGCAUUUGCCCUUUUUGUCAAAACCAAAGAAGUUCCAGCAUCUUCUUUUGAAUGUAAAGAAAAAUGGUGGAAAUGCUGUCAGCAGCUCUUCACAGCCCAGACCAGCAUCCAUAGACAUGUGGCAACACAACAUGCUGAUGAGAUUUGCCACCAGACUGCUUCUAUUUUAAAGCAACUGACAGUGACAUUGAGCUCCUCAAAGAGUCUUAAGUCUGCAAACAAAAGGAAUCCCCUAAUAGAGUACCUCACUCGAAACCAUGACAUGUCUGCUUGGCUCCCUGAUAUAAGCUGCUUUAGCCCUGAUGAGCUGAUAAGUGGCCAGGACAGUGACAAAGGAGAAGUGCUACUUUAUUACUGCUACCGGGACCUGGAGGACCCCCACUGGGUCUGUGCCUGGCAGACAGCUCUGUGUCAGCACCUGCACCUCACAGGCAAGGUUCGAAUUGCUACAGAAGGAAUCAAUGGGACAGUUGGUGGGAGCAAACUGGCAACGAGACUCUAUGUGGAAGUCAUGCUUUCCUGCCCAUUGUUUAAGGAUUAUCUGUGUAAGGACGAUUUUAAGACCAGCAAAGGAGGAGCUUGCUGUUUUCCAGAAUUGCGUGUUGGUGUAUUUGAAGAAAUUGUGCCUAUGGGGAUCAGUCCCAAUGAGAUCUCCUACAAGAAGCCUGGAAUCCAUUUAUCCCCUGGUGAAUUUCAUAAAGAAGUAGAAAAGUUUUUGUCUCAGGCAAAUCAAGAGCAAAGUGAUACUAUUUUAGUGGACUGCAGAAACUUCUAUGAAAGCAAAAUAGGACGAUUCCAGGGCUGCCUAGCCCCAGACAUCAGGAAAUUCAGUUACUUCCCCAGCUACGUUGACAAAAAUCUAGAACUUUUCAGAGAGAAGAGGGUACUCAUGUAUUGCACUGGGGGCAUCCGUUGUGAGCGGGGUUCAGCCUACCUCAAAGCCAAGGGAGUGUGCAAGGAAGUGUUCCAGCUCAAGGGUGGCAUCCACAAGUACCUGGAAGAGUUUCCUGAUGGUUUUUACAAAGGGAAGUUGUUUGUUUUCGACGAGCGUUACGCCUUGUCUUACAACAGUGACAUAGUGUCAGAAUGUUCAUACUGUGGAGCCCCAUGGGACCAGUAUAAACUCUGCUCCACUCCCCAGUGCCGCCAGCUCGUCUUGACCUGCCCUGCCUGCCAAGGACAGGGAUUCACAGCCUGUUGUGUCACAUGUCAAGAGAAAGGGAACAGGCCAGCUUCAAGCUAUGCCCAGAAUAGCUUUAAGGAGGAAUGUGAGUGUACAGCCCGACGGCCACGCAUACCCAGCGAACUCUCACCGCAGGCACAGCUCCCCGUGAGCCCAGAGCCAAAGCCUGAUGUUGAUGAGGAUGGGCCGUGCUUGUGUGAGCCGCACCGUCAGCAUUCCUCUAAGCCUUCACAAAGCUAGGUGCGGAACGACCCCGUAUUGGAGAAUAUCAAGGCUGCAGCAGCAGAGAAACGGGAGGCCUUAGUGCUGUCCAAUACCACUGUGGCCAACUGGUCACCAUAUUGGCCACCUACGCUUCACAGGAGGAGGGAAAAGGGAGUUGGGUGCUGACCACUUCCCUGACAUGCUGACACAGAAGAUGCUAGAGCGCAGAAAAUGGUGAGCUGUGUGGGAUCCCAAAGCUGCCGAGGGAUAGAGCCGUGAGCCUGGUGGCCAGGUCAUGCCCGCUCUGUGCCAUGCAGCAAGCCUGGUAGUAAUAAUUUUUCUUGUCACCAAACCUGUCUGUUCUGAUGGCCAAAGUGUGAAAGCUGUGGCCCCUGAAUUACACUCCUAGGAACCAGGUCCCUAGGUCACCUGCCAUCCACCCCUCCCUCACCUCGUGUCUGUUAGCCUGAGCGCACUAGACCAGGAUCUGCAGACCCCAGCACUUGGCCCACCUCCUGCUUUUGUAAACAGCGUUUUAGUGGAAUAGCCAUACCUGUUCAUUUACAUAGGAUUUAUGGCAGAAUGAAGUAUUUACAACAGAAACAUUAUGGCCUGCAGAGCCUACGAUAUUUGCUCUCUGGCCCCUUACAGGAAAAAAUUGCCACCUCCUGGUCUAGACAAGCUCAUCUGAUGGAGCAGAUGGUCUUAAAGAUGUGGCCCACCUUCAUUUUUUAUUGAUUUGGUUCUGUGAGAGAUUUCCCCCUACUAAUCUCUACUUCCUCCAACACUCACAACACUCUUAGCUGUUAAGUAUUCUCUUUUUGAGAAAUUCAGAUUAGCUUGAUGACACUGACAUAUGAGCACCUCGGGAUAUAAGACAUUCUGAGUGAAGGUCAUUUCAGCACGCUGCCAUGGCAGUUUCCCAGCCUUCCUUGUCACAUAGGUCCCAAGAAACACAUACGCAGCCAUUCAUAGACCAACAGAUUUAAUAUUAUGUUGCAGUUUCCAGUGAUGCAGAAUAGAGCUGCAAUUUGUGUUUCAAAGAGAAGCCGGUGGGGAUGGCUGUCCCUGCAGCACGGUGCCACUCCUGGGCCCAUGUGCAGCCUCAGGAGACACUCUUUCAUAGUGGUGAGGCCCUGGCUCCACCUCUGGUUACCCUGUACUGUCCACGUCAUCACAGUUCAGUGUGCAAGACUCUUUAUUGUCAAAAGCCUCUGCUCAGUGCUCUGCAGCUUAGUCUGUGCUCAUCAGCUCUUUAGCCUGUCCUUUAUCAUAAGAUUUGCCCAAUCACUCAUGAAAAUAACUCCCUAAGCAACAGAAAUAGUAGCUUAACUGGCACUGUGGUAUAUUAAAAGGCACAAGGGCACUGUGGCUUAACAUUUUUGCUGGACCCCAAGAGGUGCACAUGAUGUUAAAAAAAGGAGGCGGCAGAAAUACCAAAAUUAUGUUUUCAGAAUAAUCAUCUUGGGACGGUUUGGCCAGGGUUUCCUAAUUCUUUAAUAUCUGGAUCUUCACCACUGGCCUCCAGAGGCUUUAACUUUUACAGGCAUGAGGUUAGCAAUGACUUGUCUAAUAGGUGCGACCACAGGUCGUUGAAGUUUGUCAGCAUAACCACGGUGGACGAGAAAUGCAUCCCUCUAAUGUUUGACCUCAUAAGCCGUUAGCCCACGGUGCAACACAGAAAGGUGUUUUCAAGUAUUUGGCCAUAGGUUUUCACAUCCAUCAGAAGGUUGGCAUUCGAUAAGGACAAAAUUCUUUCUGACGCCGGUAUUGAUUAUAAUUAAAUCCCAGCUGUUCAUAAGGAACACUCAGGGAGAUGUCUGGUGCCUGGGCUUGGUUUUUGAAACUUGAAAUCUUACCAUUGGCUUUUCUGUCAUUUCCUUAUUUCCAGCAAAAGGACUCUCGUGUUCUAUGAUUCCUGGCAGAGCUCUGUGGCUCCCGUCUUUCUGUCUUUCUCGAGGGGCAUAAUUAUAUUCUUGAUCUGGUAAUCAAUUUGGCAACUUUAAUCUCGAAGUUCUUAAAAUUUAAAGGAGGGUUAAUAAAGAAUUAUGAUCUGUUUGCUAACCAGAUAAGAUCAAAUUUGUAAUAAAUAUUUUAUAAUGCUUCUAAA